Messenger RNA from Oncorhynchus tshawytscha (Chinook salmon), 4119 nucleotides. RefSeq names its product interleukin-1 receptor accessory protein-like 1. Gene Ontology annotation, biological process: signal transduction; negative regulation of exocytosis. NCBI's taxonomy places the organism in Eukaryota, Metazoa, Chordata, Actinopteri, Salmoniformes, Salmonidae. The transcript is spliced from 12 exons. The record is from RefSeq and is a predicted model, not a curated record. The coding region runs from base 823 to 2985 and encodes 720 amino acids. Gene Ontology annotation, molecular function: interleukin-1 receptor activity.
UGCCUACCGGUCCACAUAGUGACUGCGGUCUAGCGAGGGCAGGGGAAUGACUCUGGUGUCUGGAAAUGCCCCACUAAAUGCAAAUUAACUGCAAGGCAAAUAGUAUUCAGACCUGUAUUUAUAGUUUCAUAUUUGGACUGUAUGCACAUCUGUUUUCUCCAUCCACGUAAUUUUUCCCCCGGUGCGUCUGUUGGUGCACGAAGACUCUGCGCGGGCUCUUGGACUUGAAGGACGGAUCCAUCAAACUCGGAUUGUGAGUGUUCACAUAGCGGUACGCUGAAGGAAAACCUAAUCGGAAGUGGUAUUACAGAAUACUUGUGAAAUAUAGCCUACAUUAUAGAUAGCUCUCUGCCGUUCUGCAGCCUGGGAGGACCGCACGUUUGGGGGUGGGAAAUUGUGUGUUUCGCAGCGGAGAGGUUUGGGGGACUAUUUAUAACCAAGGAUCGGCAGUCUGGAAUGUUUGAUUUUCUCCUUCAUUAUAUGUCAACCUUUUUCUCCUAUCAGAGUAGAUUUCGCCACCGCCGCGGGUCUUAAUGUUAUUUUCAAAUUGACCAUCUGCACCUUUUUUUAUUCGGCACUGAAAAAAGCAGAUGAUAUGCAUAUGUUCUUUGGAUUAGACCCCGCUGUGGACAAUUUGGCUUUUGCGUGAAUGGGAUAUCUGUGUAUUAGGCAUAUUGUUCAACGACCUUUGUAUAAGGAGACGAGGCGUGUUAUUAGCAUUACCCUACACCGGCAUUGUGAUGGUGAGCUUUUAUGAUCGGAACUGACAGCGGAAUAGGAUCAUUUUGGAAACUGCUUGUGGGACACUUGGCCAGGUGAAAAAUGAAAGCUCCUAUCACACUCCAGAUUCUUCUCUAUGCUGCAGUGGUUCGAGGUUUCAAAACAGUGUCCAAGAGAGGCUCAGUGGACGACUGCACGGAUUGGUCAGUGGACUACUUGAAAUACAAAGUGCUUUUGGGGGAACCGGUGCGGAUUAAAUGUGCUUUAUUCUAUGGAUACAUCAGAGCGAACUACACCCACUCCCAGAGUGUGGGACUAAGCCUUAUGUGGUAUAAAAGUACAGGACACGGAGACUUUGAGGAGCCUAUCUCUUUCGACGGCAUCAGAAUGAACAAGGAGGAGGACGCUAUCUGGUUUAGACCCACCGAGCUCCAAGACGUUGGACACUAUUCCUGUGUAUUGAGGAAUUCCACAUAUUGUAUGAAAGUGUCCAUGUCACUGACAGUGGCGGAGAAUGACACAGACCUCUGCUACAACUCCAAAAUGAGGUACUUCGAGAAGGCAGAGUUAAGCAAAAGUAAAGAUAUCACCUGUCCGGACAUUGAGGAUUAUGUACAGCCGGGGAAGGAGCCAGAGAUAGUAUGGUACAAGGAAUGCAAGCCAAAGCAGUGGAGACAAAGCAUUGUAAGGAGAAGAGAUACUCUCUCUAUCCGGGAGGUGCGUGAAGAUGACAUUGGAAAUUACACGUGUGAAUUACAGUUUGGCAGCUUCGUGGUGAGAAGAACUACAGAACUAUCUGUUACAGCCCCUCUGACAGACAAGCCUCCAAAGAUCCUGUUCCCCUCAGAAAGCAAACUCAGCAUCCUGGAGCUGCAGUUAGGAAGUCAAGUCAACCUGACGUGCCGAGCGUUCUUCGGCUUCGCCGGGGAGGUCAGUCCGCUCAUCUACUGGAUGAAGGGAGAGAAGUUCAUCGAAGACCUGGACGUGGAGAGGUUCAGAGAGAGUGACAUCAAGCUUAUCCGGGAGCACCUGGGAGAGCAGGAGGUGUCGAUCACCUUGACCAUUGACUCGGUGGAAGAGGCUGAUCUGGGGAACUACUCCUGCUUCGUGGAGAAUGGCAACGGCAGACGUCAGGCCAACAUCCAGCUCACAAAGAGAGCAGAGCUUAUGUACACAGUGGAGCUGGCGGGAGGCUUGGGGGCCAUCUUGUUGUUGUUGAUCUGCCUCGUGACCCUCUACAAGUGCUACAAGAUGGAGCUCAUGCUCUUCUACAGGAACCAUUUUGGCAGCGAGGACAUCGACGGAGAUAAUAAGGACUAUGAUGCCUAUCUGUCAUACACCAAAGUGGACCCGGACCAGUGGAGUCAGGAGACGCGUGAGGAGGAACGCUUCGCCCUGGAGAUCCUACCCGACGUCCUGGAGAGGCAUUAUGGGUAUAAACUGUUCAUUCCAGACAGGGACUUGAUCCCAACAGGAAGUUUCACCAAUGAUCAUUUCCAGGACGAUUCAAGACUCCUUAGAGCCUAUAUCGAGGACGUGGCGCGCUGUGUGGACCAAUCCAAGCGCCUCAUCAUCGUCAUGACACCGAAUUAUGUGGUGCGGCGGGGUUGGAGCAUCUUCGAGCUGGAGACCCGCCUCCGGAACAUGCUGGUCACCGGGGAGAUCAAGGUGAUUCUGAUUGAGUGUGCUGAGCUGCAUGGCAUCAUGAACUACCAGGAAGUGGAAGCGCUCAAACACACCAUCAAGAUGCUGACCGUCAUCAAGUGGCGUGGCCCCAAGAGCAACAAGCUCAGCUCCAACUUCUGGAAACACCUGCAGUACGAGAUGCCCUUCAAGCACAUGGAGCCCAUCAUCAGCAAUGAGCAGGUGCUGGACGUCAGCGAGCAGGGCCCUUUCGGUGAGCUCCAGACCGUCUCCGCCAUCUCCAUGGCAGCCGCCACCUCCACCGCUAUGGCCACGGCGCACCCGGACUUGCGGAGCACCUUCCACAACUCCACUGUCAACUACCACACCCAGAUGAGGCAGCAGAAACAUUACUACCGCAGCUACGAGUACGACAUGGCCCCCGGCGGCAGCCUGCCUCCCCUCUCCACCCUGGGUAACCAGCACACCUACUGCAACAUCCCUAUGACUCUGAUCAAUGGACAGAGGCCCCACGGCCAGGCCAGGACACCCAGGGAACAGAGCAUCGAGGAGGCACACGCCAAUAACGCCAUGCUACCGCUGCUGCCACGCGAGACCAGUAUAUCCAGUGUCAUCUGGUGACAGCACCAGGCUGGCAUAGGGACAGAUGGGAUAUAUUGUAUGUAGAGGGGGAACUAGCUGGCAGAGUGUGUGGUGGUGGUGGCGGUGGAGGGGUUGUUGCUACGGAGACCGUUAGUGGACUAGAGACGGCUGCUGUGGAAUUUGCACCAGGAUUCACAGGGAAAUCACCAACACAGGGCAAGUUAUUCCGUCAGACUCAGACCACAUUUGUUUGACAAGGACUAAGGAGGAUUUGGCGUGAAAAGGAGAACCCGUUUGGUUUGAAAUGCCUGUACACACAGACACCAACGCCGAUGUUCAUUUACCCAGAAACUCAAGGAAUACAGGGUCUUGUACAUAUAUUUUAUAUUUCUUUAUAGCGUCAGUAUUUUUCUGUUGUUUUUCUUUGACCUUUCAUUCACCAGUUUUUAUCAUCAAAUUUCUACGUCUGUUUUGAUUUAUGGUUUGAAUUUGUUUGUAUUUGGGUAUGAAAGUGAAACGAUGGUCUGUGAGGUCUGUUGGCUGAACUGUUGUAAUUGUGAUCUGGACUUGUACUGGUACUGGUGGUUUGAACUCUUUGUUUUUGAACAGUUCUGGCAUUGUAGCGGGAAAGUUUUGAUGUUUCAUUCGAAAGAAAAUGUCCUUUUUUUGUUGUCCUGGUUACAUAGAUGGAAUCUUCUUUUAUUUGGGACUCUUAUUAAACAAAACUAGAUUAUGCAACAGAUGAAGAGGCCUGGGAGUAUGCAAGAUAUGAAUAGAUAAACCGACCCAUCAGGACACUAUAGAGACUGGUGCUAGACUUGGUGUGCAAGUGUUGCAGCUCUCUCACAAACAUAGUGACAUGCUCUUUUGAAAAGACAACCUUUCUGUUCAGCUUAACAGAGACAUAUAUCACCCUAAAAACAACUAUGUGUAUUAUUUUAUGAGAAAGUAUAUUUUUGUAACAAAAAUAUUUGCUUGGAAGUACAUACUUAUUCACAUUUCAUCCCACUAAUGACAGAAAUAGAGUAACAUGCAUUCUGUUUUCUACAUUAUUUUGCUAUGCAGUUCCCUAAUUGCAUAGCAGACAAAGUGGAUGUUUGAGUCCUUCACUAAAUGUCUUAUCUUAGUGGAAAGAUGAAAAAAUAUAAAAUCAUUUGAGAUGUUUUCAUCAAG